Hemiscyllium ocellatum (epaulette shark) is the source of this 8758-nucleotide messenger RNA. It is a transcript of the gene atp6v1ab, whose product is annotated as ATPase H+ transporting V1 subunit Ab. The transcript has 15 exons. The record is from RefSeq and is a predicted model, not a curated record. NCBI's taxonomy places the organism in Eukaryota, Metazoa, Chordata, Chondrichthyes, Orectolobiformes, Hemiscylliidae. Bases 208 to 2061 code for a protein of 617 amino acids. Gene Ontology annotation, biological process: proton transmembrane transport; ATP metabolic process. Gene Ontology annotation, molecular function: proton-transporting ATPase activity, rotational mechanism; ATP binding; ATP hydrolysis activity. Gene Ontology annotation, cellular component: lysosomal membrane; proton-transporting V-type ATPase, V1 domain.
CAUGUCUGUCCGACUCACCCACACGUACAGCCGCUGCUGGUCCGGAGCCUGUCAUCGGUCUUUGUCAUUCGCAUAGCCCUUGCCGUGGGAGGCGGCGGCGGUGCCGGUCCCGCUGCCGCCGCUAGCCUGUUCUGACACCUAACCGCCAUCAGCGCAGUCCCCGGGCCCCAGGGGCCGGCGAACGAGCGGCAGACCUUCACGAUCAAGAUGGAUUUCAGCAAACUUCCCAAGAUACGAGAUGAGGACCAUGAGACAAUGGUUGGAUAUGUCCAUGGUGUCUCUGGUCCUGUUGUCACUGCUUCCAAUAUGGCUGGAGCAGCAAUGUACGAGCUGGUUCGUGUAGGUCACUCUGAGUUGGUUGGUGAGAUUAUCCGCUUGGAGGGCGAUAUGGCAACAAUACAAGUCUAUGAAGAAACCUCUGGUGUAUCUGUUGGAGAUCCAGUGCUCCGUACAGGGAAGCCACUUUCUGUGGAGCUAGGCCCUGGCAUCAUGGGAGCCAUCUUUGAUGGGAUCCAGCGACCUCUGAAGGAUAUCAAUGAUCUAACGCAGAGUAUUUACAUCCCUCGUGGUGUCAACGUGAAUGCACUGAGUAGAGAUUUGAAGUGGGAAUUUACACCUGUCAAGAAUAUGCGAGUUGGUAGUCACAUCACUGGUGGAGAUAUAUAUGGAUUCGUCUUUGAAAAUUCUCUUAUUAAGCACAAGAUCAUGCUUCCACCUAAAAGUAGGGGAACUGUUACGUAUGUUGCCCCACCAGGAUGCUACGAUGUUUCUGAUGUUGUUCUGGAACUUGAAUUUGAAGGCAUUAAAGAGAAGUUUACCAUGGUUCAAGUAUGGCCUGUACGUCAGGUAAGGCCAGUUACUGAGAAGCUCCCAGCAAGUCACCCUCUGCUGACAGGACAGCGUGUACUGGAUGCACUUUUCCCUUGCGUACAAGGUGGAACCACAGCAAUCCCAGGUGCCUUUGGGUGUGGAAAGACAGUGAUUUCUCAAUCACUCUCAAAGUACUCUAACAGUGAUGUGAUCAUCUAUGUUGGAUGUGGGGAACGUGGCAAUGAAAUGUCUGAAGUACUGAGAGAUUUCCCAGAGCUGACAAUGGAAGUUGAUGGAAAAGUGGAAAGCAUUAUGAAGAGAACAUCUUUGGUGGCUAAUACCUCAAACAUGCCAGUUGCUGCCAGGGAAGCCUCCAUCUACACAGGCAUUACCCUUUCUGAAUACUUCAGAGAUAUGGGUUACCAUGUUAGUAUGAUGGCAGAUUCUACAUCCCGAUGGGCUGAGGCGCUAAGAGAAAUCUCUGGACGUUUGGCAGAAAUGCCUGCUGACAGUGGUUAUCCAGCUUACCUGGGUGCCCGUUUGGCCUCCUUUUAUGAGCGUGCAGGUCGGGUGAAGUGCCUGGGAAACCCUGAGCGAGAGGGUAGUGUCAGCAUUGUUGGAGCAGUUUCUCCCCCUGGUGGUGAUUUCUCUGAUCCUGUGACAUCAGCUACUCUUGGUAUCGUACAGGUGUUUUGGGGUUUGGAUAAGAAGUUGGCACAGCGCAAGCACUUUCCUUCAGUCAACUGGUUGAUCAGUUACAGUAAGUACACACGUGCUCUGGACGAAUACUAUGAUAAGCACUUCCCUGAAUUUGUGCCAUUGAGGACCAAAGCUAAAGAGAUCCUGCAGGAAGAAGAGGAUCUAGCAGAAAUUGUCCAGCUUGUUGGAAAAGCAUCCCUGGCAGAGACUGACAAAAUAACUUUGGAGGUUGCAAAAUUGAUUAAGGAUGAUUUCCUGCAGCAGAAUGGAUAUACACCCUACGACCGAUUUUGCCCAUUCUACAAAACUGUCGGUAUGCUAUCAAAUAUGAUCGGAUUCUACGAUAUGGCUCGGCAUGCUGUCGAGUCAACUGCUCAAAGUGAUAACAAGAUUACAUGGUCGAUUAUCCGUGAGCACAUGGGCGAGAUAUUGUACAAGCUGAGUUCCAUGAAGUUCAAGGAUCCAGUGAAGGAUGGAGAGGCAAAAAUCAAAGCAGAUUACUUGCAACUCUUCGAAGACAUGCAAACAGCAUUCCGUUCUCUAGAAGACUAAAGCCAGUUAUUUCUGAGAAUACAACAAAGCCCAGUUUGCCCAGUAUUUAUAGCUUUUUUGUUUUUUGGUUUUCUCACAUUCCUUUUCUACAUUUAACAUCUUAACUGUUUUAGUGUAUUUGAUGUACAGUCAUUGGCUCACCAUUCCAACAAAGUUUAAUAGGUCUAGUUAAUUUGGAAUGUCUUUCUAGAAGUGUGAAAUCUGCUUACUACUUGUGAAAACAAAUGUCAGUAUUGUGUCUCUGCCAUAACUGGUAUUGUACACCCUUCGUUUCCUGCAACUAACAGGUCAAGUUCAUGUUUAGACUAUUGCAGAAACAAGUGUGACCACCUUGCUUUAUUUUAUCGAUGUAAGUCAAUGGCCAAUACGCAUUAAGGUGUCCAUGUCUACAUUGACGUAGUGUAUAUAUUAAAAAUAGCUACCUGCACUAUUGUAAUCAUUAAAGCUUUAGCCUUAUCUUUGGAUUUUCAUUAACUGAAUCCAAAACAUUCAGAAGUAAUCCUGUUUUGGCAUGAAGUAGCGUCAAGUUUAAAAUGAUUCUUGAUAUGUGAAGAAACUUUGCCAGAGCACAGCAGCCAUGGGGAGGGGGAUUGCAACAAUACCCCCUCAAAUCUUAAUAGCAUCACCAGCACUGGUGCUGAUGGACACUGAUAUGACAUACAUGCAAUCUUUAGCUUAGAAGUUUUCAUUAACUUUGUUAGGUUUAUCAUUAGUGUAGGAAAGAGCUGAAGCAAUCCUUGCAACACCAAAUGUAAACCUUGUAAGAAAGGCAGAAAUAUUUUGUCCUACCUUUGUGAAGGCUCUGGUGGAUGGGUUAAACAAGCUUUUGCAUAAUUAGGCGUAAAGCUCUUGAUUUGACUUUGUCCUAUAACUGCCCAUAUUUUGAUACCUCUGACUUGGGUGGUAAACUGAGAAACCACUUUCUAACUUAAACUAAAAAUUUUCUGAAUGUUGAUCCUUUGGAGGGUUUGCAAUUGGAAGCAAGCAUUUUCAUCCUUAUGAAAUCAGCGAGCUAAACUCAUGGCCGUCAUUGCAGGGGGAAGCCAACCUGUGAUUUUUAGUACGUGAGUUUGUGAAAAACUGCUUUUUUUUGGAUGGUGAAACUUUUUUUUUUCCUGGGAGUUUGUGCAAAGGGGGGAUUUCAAAAUGCUGUCUUUGGGUACAGUUCCAUAUUCAGAUUGCAGUGUAUGAACCCAAGACGCUUUGAGAAAUAUAGUUGGUCGGAAAUGUGUUUAACAUUAACUUUAUUUUUGCUUUCCUACUUAAUCUGUAUGUAACUUUCUACAUAACUAUUUUAAUGAUCUGGGCAAGCAAACUGAAUCAAUGAAAUUGAAAAAGAAUUAUCACAAAGAGGAAGAAUGUAUUGGAACUAAGUUUUUAUAAUUGAGGAAAAUGUUCAUCUGAAAUUUAAAAUCCAGAAAGAUGGGCUCAGGGAGGGAGUUUGAAAUAUUCAGAACCUUUAUAUGAUUUUAGGGUACCUGGCAGUGUUACCAGUUCAAACGUUGGGUGAGUUGGGUUCUGUUGGGUUUUUCUACAUUUUGGUCUCAAUCAUUGACUUGCAGCUGCCAAGAGCAUGUCUCCAAUCAUUAGCCCAAAAUGUUGACCUUUGAUUUUCUUCCUAAAUCAAUUCUGCUUUGUGAAGUGAGAUUGCUGUGUGGUUGGAACACAGCAUUGUGGGAUAUCAGUGACCUAGUUUGUAUAUUUGUAUUUUGCUGGAUCAUUUAUUAUAGGAUAUUUCAUUAACUGGCCCAAGUUACCUUCCAGGAGUUUAGAUUGUCUAAUUUGCAUUCAGUUUGUCUAAUGUGAGUUCACUGAUUAGCUGUUGUCAGAAAAGCAUACAAAAUUUAAUAUUAAUUGCAUUGCUAUUUAGUUGUCAUUUAAAACAUUCAGCAUAGAUAAUUAAAAUUUUCUGUUCUCAUGGGGGUGCAACUGAUGACCCUGGCUAAUGGAUUGUUUGGCUUUAUACAUUAUUUCAUAUUCCACUGACUUUUUGUAAAUUAUCGUUAUGUUGCCCAUAGUGUGGUUAAGAUUGGUAAUAUGCUGGAGGACAUUGGGUGAAAUUUGUGAAUGUGAAGCAGUAGUUUGUAGGAAAAGCAAGAAUAUAAGAAAGCUCUGCCCCAGCACAUUUCCUGGAUUGAGGAAAGUGCACCUUAGUUUCGUUUGGAAAUAUUCACUACAUAGUGCACUAAUAUAGUAUUAAUGUUUAGUGCAUUUUAGAAUGUAUUUAACCUUUUUGGAAAUCCCAUUUUCCUGCACUAAGCUUAGUAUAAGGUUUACUGUCAUAAUUAUUUGUCUUCUAUGAUUAAGGCCAUGGAAAUACACUAAGACUAGUCCCAGGUAAAUAAAUUAUCCAAUAAACCUAAUUUUAGAUGGUGGAAAAUCUAUUAGGGUUAUCAAUAUUUGAGCUUUCUAGAUUCUUUUCGCAUUUGUUCUGAUUAUGACCAUUUUGAGCUGGCAAAUAAAUAUAGAUCAAAGCAAACUAGUUCCUAGUGAGCCAACUUAACGGUGCAAUAGCUGUAUCUUAAAGUACCUGUGAAAAUUAGAAAGUAGUUGGCAUUGUUUUUUUAUUAAACUUCAUUGGAGAAGUCGGACAGUUCAGUUUGUCAGAUACAAUAGUUUACUUAUCUAGCUUCAAACCACAAUGAUCCAUUCUGACUGAGAAAAAGCAAAGGCAUUUAGUCUGUUUUGUAAAUUAUUUUGAAUUUGAUUCUUAGCACUUCCAAACAGCAUUUCAUCCCAAAAAUAAAGUUUGAAUACUCUCAAAUAACACGUCAGAAUUAUUCAAAGAAAGCAAGGCAGUGGAAAUCUGCCUGGUCUCUACUUAGCAGUGCCUGGAAUGUUAGAGCUUUAACUAAAAAAAAAAGCAUCUGGAGCUGUAAUCUGCAGCAAAUGAAAGACAAUCUACACAUCUGGAACUUGCAAUGGUUUCUUCAAAUAACAUUUUCAUAUGCAGUAAAUGUAUGUAAUUCUGCUUCCAGUUCUGUGGAAAUGGGCAUUCCCUCUGAUCAGAUUCAUGUUAAAAGCCUUGUACUGCAGCAAUUUACAAUGAAAUGUGGGUGUAAUUAAUUAUCUUGCUGUAAAAGGUAUUAGAAUAUAUUGGGAAUUAAAGCAGUGAUGCAACUGUACAUUGUGAUUAAUGUAAGGCAAUAAUUCAAGUUGUAUUUUUCCAGUUUUGGUAAAUUUCACUUUUCAGUAAAUGAUUUGUGUGCACAGAUGGUUAGUUUUCAUAUUUGUUGAGUCAUUGUGCAAAAUUAAAGAAAAAUAAAAACUAAAAGUUGUAGUGAUGUCCAGUGAUCAGUGGUGACAUUUCAAGGGCCUGAGAAAUUGAACCUUGCGUCUCUACUACUUAACCAUCUCAAAGGUUCAAUAAAAUCUCAGUUGUAGCUGAAAGUAUUAACAUGCUGUUUGAUUCCACACAAUCUUGAGCUAUUGCAGCAGAAGUGGGCUAAUUUGUUCAAUGAUGGAGCAGACUAAAUGAGAUCAUGGCUGAUCCAGGAAUCCUAAACUCCCCUUCCCUGCCUUUUUCCAUUUUCCUUAAUUACCCUGCUGAUGUUUUUGUAAAAAAAAACAACUGUCUACCUCUGUCUUGAACAUAACAGCCCAGCCUCAACAGCCUUCUGCAGUAAAGAAUUCCACAGAUUCACUACCAUCUGAGAUGCACUACUACCCUAACCCCUCAUCCCACCCCUGCCAAAUCAGCCUUAAAUAGGUCCUUUUUGUUCCUUUUCUCUCCCACAAGGAGAAAACAACUUCUCUAACAACUUAUUUCAAUAAAGUAUCAUCUUCUAAAAUCCAAUGAGUACAAGCACCAUGUACUUAACCUGUCUUUGUUUUUUUAAAAAAUAUCCCUCUAUGCCUGGAAUAACUGAAAUUUAGCUUCUCUACAUAUCCUCCAUUCCUGUAUUUGUUUAGACCAGGGGACUAAAACUCUUUGCUGUUCAUUUAGGUAUAGUCGAACUAAUUCCUUGUAUACCUUUCUUGAAGCUUUAGUAAAAUAUUUUUGUAUUCUAUUCUCUUGAAAUAAAGGGCAACAUUCACUUCACUUUCCCAAUUACUUGCUGAACAUGGAUGCUUGCUUUUUGUGCUCCAUGCAAGAGAACCCCCCCCCCCCCCCCCCAAUUCCUGUGGCAACAUUGAGGUGUUUCUAUUUAAAUAACAAAGCUUCUGUUUUUCCUUCUGCCAGUUUUCUUAAUCACUUCACUUACUAUACUAUCCCCAUGGUCUCUUAUUUGGUUGCCUAAUGUGGUACGUGAAAUCCACAUUGGUCACAUAUGGUUGGAUGGUCCAAAGGCAGAAGAUGAGGCAUUCUUCCUGCAGGAGUUGGAUGGUUAGGGAUUGGCAGUGGAGGUGGCCCAAGACCUGCAAGUUCUUGGCAGAGGGGGAGUGGAAGUGGUUGGCCAUGGAUGGUUGGUGUAGGUGUCCCGGAGAUAUUCUUUGAAUCCCCAAUGCAAGGGAGUGCGCAGCGGAAGCAAUGGAUACAGUAAAUGACGUGUGGAAUUGCAGGUAAACCUUUGGAUGUGGAAGGCUCCUUUGGGGCCUAGGACGGAAGUGUAGGCAGGCCUCUGUCUUGUGUGGUUGGAUGGGUGAGGUUCAAAGACAGAGGUGCAGGGAGUGGGUAAGAUGUGCUGGAGGGUGUCAUCAACAAUGUGGAUGGGGAAAUUGCGGACUUUAAAGGAGGCGGCUAUCUGGUGUGAUCUCUGGUGGAAUUGGUCCUCAAGGGAGUAGAUGCAGUGGAGAUGGAGGAAUUGGGAAUAAGGGAUCGCAUUUUUACAGGAGGCAAGGUAGGAGGAGGUGUAGUCCAGAUUUCCCUCCCCAUUCCUAUCUACUUUCCGUAAAGACUCACUCGUCAGGUCCACACCCCUCAACAGCCCACCUUCCCCUCUCGGCAUCUUCCCCUGCCACUGCAGGAAUUGCAAAACUUGUGCCCACACCUCCCCCUUCACCUCCGUCCAAGACCCCCAAAUGAGCCUUCCACAUCCAUCAAAGUUUUACCUGUACUUCCACACAUUAUUUAUUGUAUCUGUUGCUCCCGAUGCUGUCUCCUUUACAUUGGGGAGAACAGACACCUUCUCACAGACCACUUUUAGAGAAUAUCUCCAGAACACCUGCACCAACCAGCCCCACCGCCCCGUGGCUAAACACUUCAAAUUCCCUCCCACUCUGCCAAGGACAUUCAGGAUCUGGUUCGCCCCCAUUGUCAUUCCCUAACCAGUUGACGCCUGGAGGAAGAACGCCUAAUCUUCCGCCUCAGGACACUCCAACCCCACGACAUAAAUGUGGAAUUCACAAGUUUCCUUAUUUCCCCUUCUUUCCCCCCACCUUAUCCCAGUUCCAACCUUCCAACUUGGCACUGCUUCAUAAGCUGUCCUACCAGUUCAUCUUCCUUCCCAACUAUCCGCUCGACCCUCCUCUCCGACAUAUCAUAGUUAUUCCCAACUCUAUCUACCGAUCACACUCUCAGCCACCUUUCUCCCACCCCUACUCCUCUCCCAUUUAUCUCACUACCCCUCGGCUCACAGCCUUCAUUCAUGAUGAAGGGUAUGUGCCUGAAAUGUUGAUUCUCCUGCUCCUCAGAUGCUGCCUGACCGGCUGUGCUUUUCCAGCAUAACAUUCAAAGAGACACCUUGUAUCUCUUAUUUAUUCCUUAUGCACCAUUCAGUAAUAGAAUAGGAAUUUGUUUCAGAACAUGGAAAAUCACUGCUAAUAUAUUAUUGCUCAAGUGAUGACCUCAAUCUUGGAACUGGUACCCUGCGCUAAAGACAGACUUCUGCCUGUGUGGAAAUUGUCAGAAUAACUCAAACUUAAGGAAAUAACUCAUUUGCAAAUUUGUGUAUGAGAUAUGAAUAAUCAGCAAUGUAAGAUGAUAUAAAGGCACUUAUGAAGAAAGAUAUGAAAGGAAGACAUCCCAUUGUGAAGGGCCAGACAGCCUAGUCCUGCUCCUAAUUCUUAUACCCCAACUCUCGUACAAACACAUAGUUUAUUCUUAAUAUGUAUGGGGUCUUAUUCUUGUGCCAGGAAUUGAUUGUCUGUCUGGUCUGUAAUGGCUCUAUUACUGGUAAACUGGAAAAAUAUUUUUGCUGUUAAUUUAGUUAAAUAAUCCUGGUACACUCCAUAAUGGAAUUGUAAUAAUGUGCUAUGAGAUCAGUAAUCCAGUGACGAGGGAAGCUUCCCGCACUGCAGCUGAGAAAUCUAUAUUCAGUGAACUAAAUAAAUCUGGAAUAAAAGUUAGUGUCGGUAACUGUGACCUCAUAGCUAACUGGAUUGUUGUAAAAUUCCAUGAGGCAGGAAUUUGCACCCUGGCUCUGGCCUACAUGUGACUCUAGACUUCAGUGAAGUGGUUGACUCAUAUCUGCCCUCCGAAACAGCCCAGUAAUCCACUUGGUUGUGAAGCAGACAACUGAAUUUUUUCCGUAAUUAAAUCCCUGCCUCACCAGGAGGACUUAAGAAUAAAAUUCAAACGAAUGCUACAGCUCAGCAAACAGCGACACUGGCAACAGCAGUUUUCAUAAUCCAUGAAAAGUUACAGGAGAAAAGAUUGAGAUAACAUUGGUGUGAUGAGAAUUGCUGAGCUAAGCUCCACACAGUUGUCAAUCCAAUAUCCAAAGUGAAAAAUAGCUGUAAAGUAGAACAUGUUUCAUUUUGAGUACCAUCAUAUCAGGUACAAAUGUUAUGUGCAGAAUAAAAAUCUAAACAUGAA